AACAAUAUUUUGAACUGGACUCGGACCACAGGAAAGCCAGACGACUGAUCACAGUGUCUGAUCUUCUGACUAGAGACAGACCAAGCUAAAGUGAACACAGAGAUGUCUGUGUCUCUUAGUAAUAUUCGUCUUCGAUUACCCACCGCUUCAGUCCCACCAAAACCCAUGAUUCUCGAUGGAGUUCUCCCAUUUCGUGUACCAAAAGCUCAUAUAUCCUCAUUCCGUUUUGCUUUCAAACCAAACCAAAUCUUUGGAACUCAGACCCCAAGAAUCUUCACUCAGAGAGUGUCCGAUGAACGCAGAGAAACACAAGUAACAACCGAAGAAGAAGAAGAAAAGGUUGUUGAGUUUCAGAGGCUCUUCUCUAAUCUUAAUCAAUCAACAUUGAAGCGAGAAUCCGGAAGUUUGUCCAGUGCGAUUUUCUUGGUUGCUGGCACUACUGUAGGUGCAGGGAUACUUGCAAUUCCAGCCGUGACACAAGAAUCAGGUUUCCUGGCCUCUGCAGUUGCCUGUAUUUUCUGUUGGGCUUUCAUGGUUGUGACAGGUUUGCUGGUUGCUGAAGUAAAUGUCAACACCAUGAGUGAACUAGGCUCUGGAGGCGUAUCUCUCGUCUCGAUGGCGAAGCGGACUCUUGGGUCUGCUGGAGUUCAAGUUGUUUCUUGGUCCUACAUUCUUAUACAUUACACCCUUCUCGUGGCCUACUUAGCUCGGUCUUCAGGCAUCAUUACAAACUUCCUCGGCAUUCCAAUAUGGGAGAGUGCAACUCUGUUCUCUAUGGUCUUCGGAGGCCUUUGCUUCUUUGGAAGCCAAAGGUUCAUCGGUGCAGCUAAUGGAGUUCUAGUGUUUGGAGUAAUUGCAUCGUUUGCAGCACUAGUGGCAGUUGCGAGUGGAAACUUGCACUGGGAAGCUCUUCUCAAGGCUAAUUUUGAGGCAGUUCCUAUGAGUAUACCCAUUCUUUCCCUUUCAUUUGUUUAUCAGAAUGUGGUGCCGGUCCUCUGCACAGAUCUUGAAGGAGACUUGCCGAAAGUAAGAACCGCGAUUGUUCUUGGCACAGCCAUACCACUUGGCUUGUUUCUUGUGUGGAACGCUGUAAUUCUUGGAUCGUUUCCAGCAGAUAUUGGGGUGGCUGCUGAGAAAAUGGUUGAUCCUCUGCAGCAGUUGAGAUCAAGCAAUGUCAUUGUCGGUCCUUUUGUGGAAGCAUUCUCUCUUUUUGCAAUAGCAACAUCCUAUAUCGGAUUUGUCUUAGGCCUCUCUGAUUUCUUCUCUGACUUAUUGAAGCUCCCAAGUGGCCAGAACAAGCCUCUUCUUUACCUACUCACACUGGUUCCACCGCUUGUCCUGUCACUGCUAGACCCAGAGAUUUUCUUCAAAGCCUUAGAUUUUGCAGGGACUUAUGGAGUUCUGGUUUUGUUCGGAAUCAUCCCAGGGGCAAUGUCUUGGUCAGAUAGGUACAUAGUCUCAUCAGCAACAGGAACAAGAUUGCCGCAGCUUGUUCCAGGCGGGAAAGUCACCCUUUCUCUUGUGAUGGGAGCAGCAGGAUACGUGAUUGUUUCUGAAGUAAUAGAGAAUUUUACAAAGUUUCUCAACAUUAAUGAAUAGGAACAAGGAAUUUAUAAUUUAGUGUUAUUGUAAUAUGAAAGAGGUCUUGCAACUAGAAAAGAAACAUCUUCAGAAAACCAUACAAACGAAAACAAAA
This is a messenger RNA of Capsella rubella, 1696 nucleotides long. Its product is annotated as tyrosine-specific transport protein. Bases 103 to 1599 code for a protein of 498 amino acids. The record is from RefSeq and is a predicted model, not a curated record. The transcript has 14 exons. Gene Ontology annotation, biological process: amino acid transmembrane transport. NCBI's taxonomy places the organism in Eukaryota, Viridiplantae, Streptophyta, Magnoliopsida, Brassicales, Brassicaceae.